GCUCCACUCAUUUCUCUCUUACUGAACUAGAAGAAACAGUGUCAAAGUUACAAGAGGUUAUUAUGAAACACAAGACCAGCGUCCUAAGUUAGCUGAUUUUAAAAAAUCAUAAAAGAAUUUAAAAGGGGAAGAUGAGGAAUGCAAGUGUUGCAGCUGAGGCAGUGGAGCAAAACUCUAGAAGGAAAAAAGGAGUUGUUGAUGAGAAUGUUCCUUUGUUACCAAAGGUUCAGGGGAGUGAUGAUGUUUCAGGGUUUGAAGAGUUUAAUGGAGCUUCAUUUUAUGGGGCAGUUUUCAACUUGUCAACUACAAUUAUUGGUGCUGGAAUCAUGGGGUUGCCAGCAUGUGUGAAAAAGUUGGGGAUGGUGCCUGGGCUUCUUGCUAUAAUCUUUACAGGUUUCUUGACAGAGAAGUCAAUUGAGUUCCUGAUUAGGAAUUCUAGGGCAGGGAAUUUUUCCUCUUAUGGGAGUCUCAUGGAGGAUGCUUUUGGGAAAUUUGGAAAAGCUUUGGUGGAGAUAUUUGUUAUAGUCAACAACAUUGGUGUGUUGAUUAUUUACACGAUUAUACUUGGGGAUGUGAUUUCUGGAACAUCUUCUGGUGGAACUCACCAUUCUGGUCUCCUUGAAGGCUGGUUUGGAGUUCAUUGGUGGACUGGAAGAACGUUUGUUGUUGCGUUUACAACAGUUGCUGUGUUUUCACCUUUGGUCAGUCUUAAGAGAAUCGAUUCAUUGAAAUUCACAUCUGCAUUAUCAGUUGGGCUAGCAGUAGUUUUUCUAGUGAUUGCUGUUGGAAUCUCAGUCUUCAAGAUCAUAGUUGGAGGCAUUGGAAUGCCCAGAUUCUUCCCAAUAAUUACUGAUAUGGCAUCAAUUUUGGAACUGUUCACUGUAGUUCCUGUGCUUGUGACUGCCUAUAUCUGCCACCCCAAUGUACACCCCAUAGACAAUGAACUGGAGGACUCCUCUCAGAUGCCUGGCGUUGUACGUACAUCCCUUAUUCUGAGUGCUUCAGUGUACUUGCUGACAAGCUUCUUUGGGUUCCUCCUAUUUGGUGAAGCAACACUUGAUGAUGUGCUUGCAAAUUUUGACACUGAUCUUGGAAUUCCUUUGGGUUCUGUGCUCAAUGAUGCAGUUCGUUUCAGCUAUGCUGCACAUCUCGUGCUUGUAUUUCCAGUUGUCUUCUAUGGAAUGCGUGUCAACCUAGAUUCUCUCUUAUUUCCAUCAUCCAGGCCUUUGACUCAAGAUAACAUUAGAUUUGCAUCAAUUACUGUUACACUUGUUGCUGUUAUCUUCCUUGGAGCAAAUUUCAUACCCAGCAUUUGGGAUAUUUUCCAGUUUACUGGAGCAACCGCUGCUGUUUGCAUAGCAUUCAUAUUUCCAGCUGCCAUCAUUCUGCGGGAUGGACACAACAUAGCAACUAAAAGGGACAAGAUUCUAUCAGUCUUUAUGAUAUUCUUGGCUGUCUUGUCAAAUGCUGUGGCUUUAUACAGUGAUACUUAUGCCUUGAUCAAGAAGAACAAAACUUAUACAUGAAUUCUUUUUUUCUUGAAACUUUCUUUGAAGCUCAUAGCACAAGCACGUUCAUACUUUCAUAAGGGUUGAUCAUGGAAUAAGCCACCAAGUGUUGGUAACAUGUUCAAAACUGUGUAAAUAAGAGUUUUAAUUAAUGAUCGAUCUUCAAGUUUAAAGGAUUUUGCAAAAUCAGUCUAUAUAAAAUGACUGAAUAUUUUUUUUUUCUCUAAGUCAGUUUUUAUUUAAUAAAUACUUUAUAGCGGUUAUUAUAGUUUGAUCUUUAUUGUUGUAAAUAGUUUUUACUUUUUAUGACUCUAUUUCCUGGGCUUCAUCUAGUCAAA
Messenger RNA from Vigna radiata var. radiata (mung bean), 1846 nucleotides. Its product is annotated as amino acid transporter AVT6B. The record is from RefSeq and is a predicted model, not a curated record. Gene Ontology annotation, molecular function: amino acid transmembrane transporter activity. Lineage: Eukaryota; Viridiplantae; Streptophyta; Magnoliopsida; Fabales; Fabaceae. The transcript is spliced from 6 exons. Gene Ontology annotation, biological process: amino acid transmembrane transport. The coding region runs from base 132 to 1526 and encodes 464 amino acids.